GUUGCUUUGACCUGUAUAAGGCAAUCAGACUUAUCAGAGAGAGUCGAGGUCGGUCUCGACAUCAUUGCAACCAUGGCUUCAAUAAUGCAGCGCCGUAUGCUCUCCAAGGAAGACGAAGCCGCAGACGAGGUCGAGGUUCGACGAGAAGACCAGGACAAGAUCAACAGGUUCAGUCGGCUACACCAGCGAGAGCUCGCCUUGAAGGAGGAGCUGCAGCUCAAGAGCAAGGAAAAAGAAGAGCUGGAUGACAUCUCCACCGAACUCGAGCUUGCAGACGAGGAUGAAAAGAUACAAUACAAAAUCGGCGACGCCUUUUUCCACCUCCCUCUCGAACAGGCACAAGAGAUGCUUAGCACCGCCACAACGAGAAUAGACGAAGAGACCGAAAAGCUGGAAGAAAAGCUUGGCACCAUCGAAGACGAGAUGUCACAGCUCAAGGUUGAGCUUUAUGCGAGAUUCGGCAAGCAAAUCAACCUGGAGACGUGACGAGAAAUGUGAUAUCGACCCAACAAACUCCUUUCACCCCCGAGACUGCUCUAACGUGCGCACGACAACGCGGCGGCUGCUGUUGUAUAUGUUAUAUGCUGGUCCGCAACUCGAAGGGGAACGCAAAAUUAUCCCAUUAUGCCAAAAUAAUACGAAUCAAAGUUAUACUAGAGUAAUCAGUGGAGCAGUGCAAGGAUAAUCUUCAACUCAUACAUCAUAAGUGACGAGUAUUAUUCACUUAGAGGUCUUCUACAACCAAAUGUUAUUGCAUGGCGCGGAUAUCGUGGUUUCUCC
Molecule: messenger RNA, 780 nt
Organism: Trichoderma harzianum CBS 226.95
Lineage: Eukaryota; Fungi; Ascomycota; Sordariomycetes; Hypocreales; Hypocreaceae
Exons: 4
Coding region: 73-486 (137 amino acids)
Biological process (GO): protein folding
Cellular component (GO): cytoplasm; prefoldin complex
Source: RefSeq, a predicted model, not a curated record